GCACCGGGUUUAAACCCGGUGCUUUGGUAAAAACCCAAUAAACACCCAUAAACUCCCAUAAUCACCCAAAAAAAUAGGUUUUUACGUAUUUUUUUGAAAAUAUGUAAGUAAUACCAAUAAAUUAUUUUUAUAAAUUGUAUUGAUCAAUUCUACAAUAUUAAAUAAAACGUUAACUAAUAAUAUUUCAGGAAAUUUUAAAAAUCUAUAUAUAAUAAAAUGAAAGUAAUUAAUUUUCAGUGUUUUCAUGUUGCAGUUGAUCAACAUGUUGGCCUUUUGCUUCCCGUAGAUACUUUAAAAUUUCUUCAUAACACCUCGUUCGCACACAUGGCCGUAUAUAUUUAAAUUCUUGAGCCACUAACAGUCCGAAAUACUCAUUUCUUUUAUCCUCUUCUCCAUAAAUUAAGCAUUUAGAACAGUUUGUUUCUUCUUUCAGUAAAUUUUCUUUUACUUUAUCCUCGUUUUUUUUCUUUGUUGCGACGACGCUGGGUAAAUCAUCUGGACACUGGGUCUCACUAUCGCCAAAUAUAUUUGGAGAUCGGCUUCGGCUACGGCUUGGCAGACAUUUUUUUCUUUCUACAAUUUUAAAUUAAAUUUAUUAGAAUAAAUGCUUCGAACACACGCGAUCUAAGUACCUUUUGUGUUUAUUAUACCUUACCUACCUAGGUAUAAAAAGAGUACUUACGUAGAUUUUCUUUUAUUAACUGUUUUAUACGAAGAUCUUGAUCUCUCAAAUUAGCAUCCAUUUUACUUCCAGUGAUUAUCAACUAAAUUAAUAAUCCACAAAGUAUUAAAUAACGUUUUUAUGAAAUAUUUAGCACAAAAACAAUACCCUUUAAAUAUCGAUCGUCAGUAACUGUGGCUGACUUACCUAUAUUCUAGCAAGCAGGACUGCCAGAUGUGAAGGGGAAAUCCCCAAUAAAUUGUUGCAUGUGACUGAUGAUGUGAGCAUGUUCGUUUCAUAAUAAAAAUGUUGCCAGGUAACCAAAAAGUCGUAUGUUUUUGUGCGAAUUACGAUCAUAAUCUUUACGAUCGUACAUUAAAAAAUAGACAAAUAAUAGUAUGAGUACGAUUUAAAUCGUAUAUCUGUCAACCCUGCUAGCAAGACAGCGACAAAAUCACGUUGCAUAACAAUGUAGCCCAAGCUUAUAUCUUAUGAAAUAUACGGAAGAGAUACGGACUUAGAAAAAACAGAAAUGUUGUUCUUUGUGGAAGUCAUUGAUGAAAUUCUAUGUAUUUUAGCCCGCAAACUUUCUUCAAACAAAAACAGCGCCAUCUAGUAUCGAGUUCUGUAAUUAUCUCUUUGUUUAUGGAUUUGAAGUAAGACCGCCACGCAUGCAAUACAUUAUGACUGGGGAUUCCCCUAUUCGUCGACGCUGAAUAUGAGGCGACGACAAUCACUGUCAAACGUGUUCACUAUUACUCUGACUCUGGUAACGUGACUUCCUGGUAACGUGUUAGGUAGGAAAAGCAGUAAAAAAGUGCAUAUUAAGGGAGCAGAUUUGAAAUAAUAUUUAUACUUAACAAGAAAUAAUUAAAGGUUCAAUGGGGAGACCUAAAGAUUUACGCAUAUGGGAGCACUACCGUACUUUACCAAACAAGUCUGUUUCUUGCAAGCUUUGUAAUAAGGUCUACAAAUUCAGUAAUGCUGCCAAAAUGCUUCAACAUCUUAUCACUUGUCCAAAAUCUCCAGAAACAUUAAAAGACUCUAUGAAACUUAUAAAAGAUAGCUCGUCCAAAACCAAAAUGUCUGGACUGUCAGAGAUAGAGACAAAUGAUUCUUUUAUAAGCCCCUCGUCGUCUGCUAACACUACAAUAAAUGCUGAGUUUCAAGACACCGAUGAUCAUAUAAAAACAGAAUUAGCGAGAGCUAUAUUUGUAACAGGGACGCCAUUAUCGAUGGUGCAACAUCCUUUAUGGAUACAAUUUUUCGAAAAAUUGCAACCAAAAUUUAAAAUACCUUCACGUAAAGCUUUAGCGACAAAAUACUUAGAUAAAAUAUAUAGAGAAAUGCGUUUUGAGUUAAAUGAGGAACUAAAUGCUUGUAGUUACUUACACCUUCAGUGCGAUGGCUGGUCUAAUUUAAGAAAUGAAGGAAUAAUAAACUUUCUUAUAUCAAAACCUCAACCUGCAUACGUUAAAAGUUUGAAUACAGAAAGUAAUCCUCACACUAGUGAAUACCUUAGCCAAGAAGUUGAAAAAGUAAUGAAAGUGUAUGGAGCAAAUAAGUUUCUUGUACUUAUUGGCGAUAACGCUAGAAAUAUACAAAAGGCAUUCGAAUUAACAAAACUCAAAUAUCCACAUGUUGUUCCUCUCGGUUGCUGUGCACAUAUCCUUAACUUGUUGUGCCAAGAUAUUGUAAAGAUACAAGAAGUAACUGUGUUUAUUAUGCAAGCCAUAAAUAUAAUAAAAACUGUUAAAAGGAGUCAACGAUUAAGUUCCUUGUUGAUAAAAUCAAGGCAGGGUGAAGAUUCUACACAAACACUAAAAUUGCCUUGUGCUACAAGAUGGGGAAGUCAUGUUACUUCGUUAAAAAGUUUGAAAGCAAAUAAGAUAGCUUUGCAAAUAUUAACAGUUAGAGAAGAUGUGGUAAUUUCAAGAGAUAUUAAAGAUUUAAUUCUAAGUGAUGAUUUCUGGACGAAGACAGGGGAAUGUAUAAGUAUUUUGGAACCAGUCACUGAAAGCAUAUUUUACUUAGAGAGCGACCAGAAUCGUUUGCAUCGCACAUACAUUACAUUUAGAGAUGUACAAGCUAAGAUACGUUUUGCAUUAAAUGAGAUUUCGACAUUGAGCGAAGAAAGCAAACAGCAGAUUCUAACAUCAGUAUCUUCAAGAUGCAAUAUGGCAAUGAGGCCAAUACAUUUUGCAGCAUAUAUUCUAGACCCCAGGACUCUAGGAGUCGAACUUACUCAAGAGGAAGAACUUAAGGGUAUGGAGUUUAUCUACAAUUUAAGCCAACACUUAAGUUUGUCAAAUGUAAUGGCAGAUUUGGCGUGUUAUAAAGCUAAAGAAAACUUUUGGGCCAGAGGAUUUGUAUGGAGCUCAUUAGAUAGCAUUGAGCCCCUAAUAUGGUGGAAAGGUAUUUGUGGUUCCACUGAGUUAAGCAAAGUAGCGAUUCGUAUUCUAUCAGCUCCCUGUACUUCGGCAGCCACUGAGCGUUCCUUUAGUAUCCAAGGCUACAUACAUAAUAACAAAAGAAAUCGACUUACAACUGAAAGAACUGAAAAAAUUUCAUUCAUUUGUUAUAACUGGAAUCUUAAACAUAAAGCUGAAUGCGAGGACAUUCAGUUUAAUGAAGAAAAUACCUUAGAAGCUUUCAUUGAGCAAGUAAAUGAACAUAACAGUUUAGACGAAAUAGAGCCUAUCGAACCUAUACAAUUCAUCGCUUGUAAUAACUCUGAAUCUGACAGUGAUUGACUGUAGUUUUACAUUUUACUUUCAUCUCUUUCUUAAUAAACUCAAAAUCAAAUUAAAAGUUUUUUAUUCUGUAGGCUGCAUAAUAAUAUUGUCUAUGUCCAGUAUAGUGGACGUCUUGCGGCUGAGAUGACGAUGAUGAAGUACAAAAUCAUAAACACCCAAAAAUUUGGGUGUUUAUGGGGUUUAAACCCAAUAAACCCAAAACACCCGGUUUUUACCCACCAGACUUUAAACCCACCCAGGUGGAUUGCCCAUC
Molecule: messenger RNA, 3670 nt
Organism: Galleria mellonella (greater wax moth)
Lineage: Eukaryota; Metazoa; Arthropoda; Insecta; Lepidoptera; Pyralidae
Exons: 2
Coding region: 1543-3414 (623 amino acids)
Molecular function (GO): DNA binding; protein dimerization activity
Source: RefSeq, a predicted model, not a curated record